Brassica napus (rape) is the source of this 507-nucleotide messenger RNA. RefSeq names its product accelerated cell death 11-like. Gene Ontology annotation, cellular component: cytosol; membrane; cytoplasm. Lineage: Eukaryota; Viridiplantae; Streptophyta; Magnoliopsida; Brassicales; Brassicaceae. Gene Ontology annotation, biological process: intermembrane lipid transfer; ceramide transport. The coding region runs from base 1 to 507 and encodes 168 amino acids. The transcript has 3 exons. The record is from RefSeq and is a predicted model, not a curated record. Gene Ontology annotation, molecular function: ceramide 1-phosphate transfer activity; ceramide 1-phosphate binding.
AUGGCGUCGAAAGGAAUUGCGGAUUCGUUCAAGGAACUAGCUGUCAUUGUGAAUACGCCUGGUUUGGACGUGCCUGUUAAGAACUUCUCUGAUGCUUGCUCUCGCUUUUUCGUCGUAUUUAAAGUCCUCAAAACAGGAAUGUUUCCAAGGUUUCCAGAGAUAGAGUAUGUUACCAAGGUGAACGAUCUUGCCGAGGCGUCGAACUUAACACCGACAUUAGAGCUAAUGGUUGACAGAGAUAUAGAGGCAAACUGUGUAAGGAAAGUUGGUAGUCAUACAAGAAACCUUUUGCGGAUAAAGCGUAGUCUUGAAAUGAUGAGAGUUAUGUGCGAAGUGCUAUUAGACACUGAAUCUGAUCACUCCCUAAGAGAUGCAACAUUCACGGCUUACAAUCAAGUGUUUGCUCCGCACCAUGGCUGGGCUAUUCAGCAGGCUGUUGCUACAGGAAUAGGGUCUCUUCUUCCCAAGACGCUGCUAUCUGGAAUGUUCAAUGAAACUGGCACGUAA